ACUGCCUGCCUGUGACCGAUGCCUACCAGCCGUGAAUCAGCAUAAUAGUUCCAGUCUAGUCCAGACGAGAUUGUAACACUGUAUGCAGAGUGUUAUUGACCAGAACUUGAAUAAUUAUUCAAGCGCACUGCAUUAGCUUAUGUUGGUUGGCUGGCUAUUUUUUGACAAAGCAUUCGUAGCCGUCGGCAUAAGUCCUGCAGUGGAAAUGCGGUCGGUGUGUAGCCCGUUAAUGCACUAAUAUUGACAUACUGAGAGAGUAGCCCGGCUGUAUCAAACUGUGAAGUGUGAAAGUUCGCUUGCUUUCACCCAGAGAAAAACUCGACUACAUGAUUGAAGCUUGGGAAAAUCUAUUUCUGAAUAUUUGGGCGUGAGCACUGCCACUGUUACGUGUCUGACAGCUGACGAAUCGCGGACACGCAUUUACAAGUGCAGUAAGCGAAACUGAAAUGCUUUCUAAACGUGCCAACAACUUACACGUAGGUUAAAUUCUAGUUGGCAGGUUAUCGAAGUGGAGCACACUUCGUAAAUGCGUAGCUGGACUUUCACUUCUUAUUGUCUCAAUUAUGAGUUGGAACAUACAAGCUAAAGUAUUCACUGUGGUAUUCACUGCGUUUCUUAGUGGACAUAGCAGUUCUUUUGGAUAUUGUGCACCAAGUGGGAAUUUAGACGACGAUGCUUUCACCAUCCAGCAUGUGAACACUAGUCAGUGUCUCGGGGUUAGUGCGGAAGCACAGUCCCUCAGUCUGGCCAACUGCACCACGUCAGUGGGCCCAGGCGUGCUGUGGAAGUGGGGCUCCAGCCACCGGCUCUUCCAUGUGGGCUCGUCGCGUUGCCUGGGCCUGGAGGUGCACACCAAGACGCUGGCCCUGUCCGACUGCGACUCCAAGGGGACCAUGCUCAAGUGGCUGUGCGUGGGCCAGGCCAUCUACACCGACUACGAGAUGGGCCUGACGCGUGGCGCUGGGGCGGCCGUUGUGGCCAAGCGGAAGCCUGCCGAUGCCUGGAGACGAGGAGGCUCGGAGGAGAACAUCUGCCAGCAGCCAUACAAGACAAUACAUACUAAAGAUGGCAAUGCUUUGGGUUCUCCCUGUGUCUUUCCAUUCCGCUAUAACGGAACUUGGCACCAUCGCUGCCUCCCGGGACAACCUGACCUAGAGAAUCUUCCGGAGAAAUUGAGCUGGUGCUCCUCCACCAUGAACUUCGAGCAGCAGAGGAAGUGGGGCUUCUGCCUCCAGAAUGUGGAAGGCUGCCACACUCUCUGGGAGAGCUCCACGAAUGGACACUGCUACCAGACUGUUGCUACGGCAGCUGUCACCUGGCAUCAGGCGAGGGACUCGUGCCGAAGUCAGGGGGGAGACCUGCUGAGUGUGUCCAGUGUGGCAGAGCUGAAAGCCUUGGAGGCAAUGGACCUCCCUGACAAGCUGUGGAUCGGACUGAACCAAAUGGACUGGGCAGAGGGGUGGCAGUGGUCUGACGGAUCUCCACUGUAUGUGGUAAAUUGGGCACCAGAAAUGCCCACCCCAGUCGGCCUGGGCGAGUUGGACUGUGGCGUGUUGACUUCUUCUAAGGAUGGAUAUAAGAAGAACUAUGAGAAUGCCAUGUGCGAGAGAAAGCUGCCGUACAUCUGCAAGAAGUCCAACAGCACCAAGCCUACAGAGAGGACGGUGUACAAGUCCACAGUGUGUGAGGACGGCUGGUUCCCGUGGGACGGCCGCUGUCUCAAGCAUUUCAUGGAUGCCAUGACCCAGUCCCAUGCUCAGGAGUCCUGUACCAGCAACAACGCCAGCCUGCUCAGCAUCCACAGCCUGGAGGACAUGCUCAUGUUCAAUGUCAAACUCCCAUCAGUAGGUGUAGAUAUGUGGACAGGUUUAAAGGGCAAUGGCAUCCCUCUGGUCUUCGAGUGGCAGGAUGACUCUAACGUCACGUACACACACUGGGCCAAAGGCAGCCCACACAUUGAGCAAAGAACCCCAUUGCCAACCUGCGUACGCUUCACUGGCGAGAACCAUGAGUGGGUGCUGACGGAUUGUAACGUGAAACUGACGUACCUGUGCGCAAAGAAGGGAGUGGUGAACACGAGUGUGCACAAUGAGGGCUGUCUUGAGGAGGGCUGGAGAAGACAUGGUAAUGCCUGCUACAAGAUUGAACUCAAACCCGUUUCCUUCAAGCAGAGCUGCAAUCUCACCAUCAAUGACAGGUUUGAGCAGGUCUUCAUUAACCGGCUCCUGAGGGAACACCUGAGCUCUUAUACCCAGUACGUCUGGACGGGCCUGCAGGACAUUAAGGGCAACGGGGAGUUCAGCUGGACCAACGGAGAGAACGUCACCUUCACCAACUGGGGGUAUGGAGAACCAGGCAGUGGCGGUGGCUGUGCCGUGAUGUCCACCAGCAGGCCACUUGGGAAGUGGUUGACUAGGAACUGCAGUCUGUUUGAGGCGGGCACCAUCUGUAAGAAAUACCUGACGCCCCUGAAGCCACCACCCAAGCUGAACCUCACAGCACCCUGCCCCAAUGGGUGGUUCUCCAAAGAAGGCAUACCCUACUGCUACAAGGUGUUUCAUGAGGAGCGUUUGACUAGGACGCGCACGUGGACAGAGGCGGAGGGAUUCUGCCACUCACUGGGAGCUCAUCUGCCCAGCUUUGGAAACGUGGACGAGAUGACCGCACUACACUAUGUCAUGAGGGACGUCAUCAGUGAUGACCGGUACUUCUGGGUCGGGAUGAACCGCAGGAACCCAAACAAUGACAAUGCCUGGGAGUGGAGCGAUGGCAGGCCGAUGUCUACUUCCAUCUUCCCAAUGGAAGUUCAUGAGGAUGACGAGUAUAAUCGUGACUGCACUGCCUUCAAGUCGUUGCGUGGCAGCUUCCACCUUCUGUUCUUCUUCCUGCUGCAUGACCUCCCGCCCCGGCCCUUCUACGCCACGCCCUUCCACUGCGACGCCCAGCUGGAGUGGGCCUGUCAGAUCCCCAGAGGUACCACUCCAUUGCAGCCGAUUUGGUAUAACCCAGGGGGCCACCAUGACACAUCAGUGUUUGUCGACGGACAGGAGUUCUGGUUUGUGACCUCACCCUGGCUUUCGUACGAGGAGGCGAGCUUGUACUGCUCCAGCAACAACAGCCGCCUGGCCGUGCCCGUCAACAUCAACUCAGCCAAGACCAUGCAGGAGCAAAUCCUAAAGCAUUCUCCAGAUAUAAAGACAACUUGGUGGGCUGACCUGAAGGAACCAGGGCCCUAUGUACCGCUACCAUUCACGCAGUUACACUUUUAUCACUCAUCGUUUUUGGGCCGGUGUCCAUCACUCAGUCAGGAUUCAAUGAUCCCAGACUACAAAAAGCUUUGCUCAGAGAAGCUGCCGUUUGUGUGUGAGGUGCUGAACGUGACCGCAACAGAGAAGCAGCCAAUAGGGCCACACCCUCCAGGCCUGCCCUGUGACGGAGGCUCCAUUGCCUUCAGAGACAAGUGCUACACUGUGAUCAGGCCUGUGGUCACCACCUUUAAGAAGGCCAGUGAGAUCUGUCAAGCCCACAGAGCCCAGCUCAUCACCAUCAGAGACCAGGUGGAGCAAGACUUCAUCAACACCCUCCAGCCCUCCCUCCUCCUGAGGACGUGGAUCGGCCUCAAGCUCAAGUCCCAAGAUAUGCAGUGGGAGGACAACACGCCCGUCACCUACCUCAACUUCCACCCACUGGUGCACGGGCAGUACCGGCGCAUACACGUCAAUGGCCCAGAGGCCUUGGAGCUGUGUGCCUACAUAUUCAGUGAUCCAGACUCAGACAUCCUGGGCACCUGGGACUACACGUCCUGCUCUGACUUCCAGAACAUCUCCAUCUGCCAGCACGAUGCAGAUAAGCCUGAGGUUGCCGUCAUCUCUGACCAGCCUUUCCAGGUGCGCAACCACACCUAUCACCUGGUGCCGGGGGUGAACAUGACGUGGUUUGAUGCGCUGGAGAUGUGCAAGGAAAAGGACAUGGAGCUGGCCAGCGUGGCCGACGCAUUCCAGCAGGCGGUGCUGACGGUCAACGUGAGCCGGCUUGGCAAGCCCCUCUGGAUCGGCCUAUUCAGUGAGGAUGAUGGGGAGCACUACCGCUGGACGGACCACAGUCACACGGUGUUCAGCCGCUGGUCCAAAGAGAGCACCACCGGGCGCUGCGUCUAUCUGGACACAGACGGCUUCUGGAAGGCCACCGACUGUGGGCAGGGCCUGAGCGGAGCUAUCUGCCACAUCCCCCAUGAGGUCAUCAUCACUCCAGAGCACGCGUCCAUGAAAUGCCCUCACAAGGGGAAUGGCCCCAACUGGUUCCCCUACAAGAACAACUGCUACACCUUCCAGAUGCUGCACUCCAGGUGGGACCACUAUGACAACGGCCAGAUCCAGAAGACCUGCCAGGAGCUGGACCCAAAGGCGGCGCUGUUGACCAUCAGGGACGAGGAGGAGAAUGAGUAUCUGAGGAAGAAGCUCCUGCCCCUGAAGUCCUUGGCCCAGUUUGUGUGGCUGGGGCUGCACAAAGAUAAUAACACCAAGCAGCUGAAGUGGUAUGACGAGACGUAUGUGCAGUACUCAAACUGGAAGGGUGGCCGACCAGAGGUGGAGGGAGAGUUCCUUGCUGGCCUCAGCCUGGACGGGCGUUGGGAUCUUUUCUCCGAUGACCAGUACUUCACGAUCUUCAAGCAAAGGACUGUGGUUGCCUGCAAGAUUGAGCAAAAUGACCGGGAAGAGUUCCAGAAGUCUCCGUGGGAUGUGACAAAGUAUGCCAACCACAGCUACCGUGUGGAGGGCCGCAAACUCACCUGGUUUCAAGCCCAGGAGGAGUGUGCACGGGGCGGUGGCCAUCUUGCCAGCAUUCUCAGCGCCGCCCAGAGUAAAGAGUUGCUGGCCAUGGCCAAAAGGGAUGGGUUCCCCCUCUGGAUCGGCCUGUCCAAUCAGGCUGGUAAUAGUUCUGCCUAUGAGUGGUCGGACGGGUCUACGUUUGACUACACCCCGGCGGGCUUUCACAGAGGGGCUGUGGAGGACGGCUGUGUGUUCAUGGACACCUCCGGGAUGUGGGUGAGCAUCAGCUGCCAGGACAAGAUGGAGGGGGCCCUCUGCUACAACAGCACCGUAGAGCGAGCAAAACCUCAGAAAGCCCCAGUGUCCCACCGCUGCCCCAAGACGAAAGGAGUCUCUCAGUGGGUGGAGCAUGGGGACCACUGCUACGCCUUUGACAUGACCUUCUACAACUACACCGUCUUCAACCUCACCUACGCCAAGAGAGUGUGUGAGCAGCUGGAUUCAUCAGCGCACCUGCUCAGCAUCAAAAGCGAGGUGGAGAACGAUUUUGUCUCCAAGUAUGUCAGCAGCAACCCCCACAUCACCAGCCGCGUGUGGCUCGGCAUCGGGUUCACCCAAGACACCUCUGGGUUUAAGUGGAUGGAUGACAGCAAGGUGGACUUCUCCAAGUGGAGCUCCGUCCCACGUGAAACGAGAACAUUUCCCCCACCUGACAUCUGCGCAGUCAUGUUGACCAAUGAGGACGGCUUCUGGAAUCAGACCAGCUGCUUGGAAAGCCGUGGUCGCAUCGUCUGCAAGAUCCCAAUGCGGUCAGGUGGCAUGUCACCAGCUACAAUCUUCUGCAUCAUCGUGAUCCCAGCCCUGUUAGGCAUUGCACUCUACAUUCUCUACAAGAAGAACCGUCACCACUUCUUUAGCGCCGUCCGCUACCAGCGCAGCUUUGACGAUGUCGACAGCACAAGCAUCAUCAAUGACACGGAGUAACUGCGCUUCUGCAAAAUGAAGAGGAUGGGGGGAAAAAAGAAAACAUUGUGCCUUUCUGCAUAUAAACAUGCUCCUGACGUCAACAGAUCAACAACAGACCACACCCGCUCUGCAUAAAAACUAUUAUUUAUUACUAUAACCCCCAUAAAAAUAAGAAUUGUAUUCCCUAUUUUGUGCUGGGGAAACAAGUUGCUAUUCUCAUAUGGUGUAAAUAUUGACUCAAGUUCAGGAUGUUGUUUCAGGUGAUGUACUUAAGAUUCAGGUAAUAUCUUGAGAAACUUGUUUCAUUUUAUUGUGCUGUUUUUUUUUUUUUUUAAUGUUUUAACUUUUUUUGUCUUAAAAAGAUGUUAAGUGAAAAGACCAGAUGCAGGGCUGUGGGUGUGAGAUGUUACCGGUUACGGUGGGGUCACUGGGCUGCUGACACAUGUUUUGGUUAUGUGUAAACACUGGGUGUUAUUGCCUAGUGAGAAGGUGAUUCCUGUGAACAUCUCUGUUUAACAAGGGGGAUGGAUUCCGCACAGGUCCACUGCCAUUGGCGUGUGAAUGACUUGUGUAAGGUGUUUGAGGUGUUCUUUCCCCUGAUUUGUUUGCAAAAAUUAUUUGAUUGACCACUGACUGUGUUCUGGGGGGUUUUGAAUCGCUGAAAAAUAUGCACACGAUUUUGUAUUUAACCACAGGAGAAUCCAGAGAGUGGUACAUCCUAACCUUCAAACUAGCAUGCUGUGUUUCAAACUAAGGUGUAAAAAAAAAAAAAUCAAUCAAAUGUAGUUGCUGUUUUCCUUUUUGAAGCCUCUUUUGGUCUCGAGUUGCACUCCCACUAUUUUUCUUUUGUCUUUUAAAAUGGUUCGAUUUCUUUCUCUUUUUUUUUUGUACAUUUUAUUCAGUGUUUUUGUUAAAGCCAAAGUCACACAAAACUGUGAUGCUAACAGCAAGGAGUGUACAAGUUAACAUUUGUGUGGAUGAUUCUUUCAAUUUCUUAAAAAAAGAUUGACAUCUCUUCAGGUGGGUUUGAUGCCUGAGCUGAGGUGUGGUUCUUAGUCAUGCACUGAUAAAGGACAUAAAUGCCCUCCAUGUUGACUAAUUGACUAAACAUCUAUAUGCUCACAGUAAUUAUUACUAUAGACAGGAGGGGAUUGGGAUGAAAUAGUUUGUCUACCAAAGGCUAUGAAGUAUUUGAUUUUUUUUUUCUCUUUAUUACUCCCAUAAGGUGUGGUAUAGGUUAAGUCCGUGUGUUCAGAUGUAUGGUGCAAUCUGAAGUGUCACCAAAUGGGAGACCUCAGCCUUCCUCUUUCAUGCACUCAAACUACUGAGAAUUUGAGCACUUUAAAAACCCUUCCCUGUUUCGUCACUGCUUUUUAUAUGUAAAUUACUAUGCAGCUGUAAUUUCUUUUUUUACUGGUCUUUUUUUUUUUAAAUAAACAUUUAAACAUAUUGCUUAAGCACAGUUCCUACAGAAGAUCUGUUGACACUGUUGGUGUGUAAUGCAAGUUCUUUUUGAAUGUUUAAAUUUUUUUAAUUAAAAUUUGGCAAAAAAGAA
This is a messenger RNA of Clupea harengus (Atlantic herring), 7290 nucleotides long. RefSeq names its product lymphocyte antigen 75 (gene ly75). NCBI's taxonomy places the organism in Eukaryota, Metazoa, Chordata, Actinopteri, Clupeiformes, Clupeidae. The record is from RefSeq and is a predicted model, not a curated record.